ACUGAGCAAAUAGCAACGCCAACAGGUGAACGAUAUGGUUCAGGGAACAGAGGACAUUGCCAACGAGCCCAUUCCAGCGUGGCUGGAUCAGCAAAAAUUCGAGCCAUUUCUGGAUCGUGAUUUUCCGGAUCUCAAGAAAAUUAAGUCAUUCCGGAUAGAACCCACAGCGGGAAAGGGUGAAAACUACACAACGCUGCUGUUGAGAGCGAAUUUCGUAUUGGAAUUGAAUGAUGGCUCCCAGAAGAGCAUUUCCUACAUGGCUAAAAUCUUGCCCAAUUCCGGAAACCGGGAAAAUGUCGCCAGCUGGAAAGUAUUCGAUAAGGAGCGCAACACCUACGGCAAAUACAUUCCCGAGUUUGAGCAGAUGUACAGAGAGGCCGGAAAGAAGAUUUCCUUUGGACCACGUUACUAUGAAUCCCAGAUUGAAUUGGAUGAGGAACUGAUCGUACUGGAGGAUCUGGGAAAGCGGGGAUUCAGGAAUGUGCAUCGCCAAAAUGGCUUGGACAUUCAGCAUACGGAGGCCACCUUGGAGAAACUGGCCCAGUUCCAUGCAGCAUCCGCUGUGCGAUUUGAGCUGAAAGGAGCGUAUCCUGAAGAAUACAAUCGCAACCUGUGCAGCGACGAGGAUAGCUUUAAGGAGUUUCGAGAAAACCAAUUGAAGGCCUACAUCGAUGCGUUCCCCCUUUACAAUGCCUCUCACUUGGCAAAGGAUGUGCAUGCCUAUGGCAGCCAAGCGGAUGAUAUGUUCCAAUCAUUUGCGCCCAAGAUCGAGGGAGAAUUCCGAGUGCUAAAUCAUGGGGAUGCCUGGUGCAAUAACUUUAUGUACCAAUACGAUGAGGCGGGAAAGCUGGCGGAGGUAAACUUUGUGGAUCUACAAAUGAGUCGGUUCUCCUCGCCAGCCCAAGACCUACUCUACCUGAUACUCUCCUCCACUCAACUGGACUUAAAGAUAGCCAAGUUUGAUUACAUGAUCAAGUUCUAUCACGAAAAGCUCAUCGAGAGCCUUAAGCUGCUCAAGUAUCCAAAACCAAUGCCUUCGCUUAGAAGCCUACAUCAAUCGAUCUUCAUCCACGGUGACUGGAUACUGCCAAUUGUAUCCAUUCUGCUACCCAUUGUCCUCAUCGAUGGCGGUGAUGAUGCCAAUAUGGAUAGUUUGAUGGACGGCGAGGUAGCUGGUGACAAGUUCCGGAACAACAUGUUCAAGAAUCCACGCGUCAUUAGACACCAAAAAGAGAUUCUGCCCUGGGCCCAUAGAAGGGGUGCCUUUGAAAUCACCAAAUAAGUGUGUGUAAACUGUUGAUAUUAUGUUUGUAAGUAAUUAAAUAAAAGCGGUAGAUAAAUAUUA
Messenger RNA from Drosophila simulans, 1345 nucleotides. RefSeq lists its product as uncharacterized. The record is from RefSeq and is a predicted model, not a curated record. Lineage: Eukaryota; Metazoa; Arthropoda; Insecta; Diptera; Drosophilidae. The coding region runs from base 35 to 1282 and encodes 415 amino acids. The transcript has 4 exons.